Messenger RNA from Salvelinus namaycush (lake trout), 471 nucleotides. Its product is annotated as heat shock protein beta-7-like. Gene Ontology annotation, cellular component: cytoplasm; nucleus. The coding region runs from base 4 to 471 and encodes 155 amino acids. Gene Ontology annotation, biological process: heart development. The record is from RefSeq and is a predicted model, not a curated record. The transcript has 3 exons. Lineage: Eukaryota; Metazoa; Chordata; Actinopteri; Salmoniformes; Salmonidae.
UCAAUGAGUGUGACCAACUCCUCUGUAUACCGAUCAGAGUGCAGUUUCCAGCAGACCUCUUCAUCCAGCAACCCAUACAUGGAGAAGAGCAGGGGGCUCUUUGCAGAAGACUUUGGCUCUUUCAUGCAUCCUGAAACGGAUGUCUUGGGAUUUCCCAGUCGGACGUGGACAGCAGGGAAGAUCAAACCAAUGGGAGACAGCUACCAGUUCACAGUGGACGUCCAAGACUUCUCUCCAGAGGACGUCAUCGUCACCACCUCCAACAACCAGAUCGAAGUCCAUGCAGAAAAGUUGGCGGCGGACGGUACAGUGAUUAACACUUUUACCCACAAGUGCCAGCUGCCUGAGGAUGUGGACCCCACCUCUGUGACAUCAACAUUGGGCGCAGAGGGAACGCUGACAGUUAAGGCCCGCAGACACCCAUCCAAGCAUGAGCUCACACAGACCUUCCGCACCGAGAUCAAGAUCUAG